Helianthus annuus (common sunflower) is the source of this 1709-nucleotide messenger RNA. Its product is annotated as dihydrolipoyl dehydrogenase, mitochondrial. NCBI's taxonomy places the organism in Eukaryota, Viridiplantae, Streptophyta, Magnoliopsida, Asterales, Asteraceae. The record is from RefSeq and is a predicted model, not a curated record. The transcript has 2 exons. Gene Ontology annotation, molecular function: dihydrolipoyl dehydrogenase (NADH) activity; flavin adenine dinucleotide binding. Gene Ontology annotation, cellular component: mitochondrion; oxoglutarate dehydrogenase complex. Bases 105 to 1601 code for a protein of 498 amino acids.
CAUCAACAUCUUUGGUUUUUUUAUUAUAUAAAAUAAAAUAAAACAAAGGGAAUUAAACAUAGACAUUUAACACCCACCACCAUCUUCUUCUUCUUAAGUUGACUAUGGCGAUGGCGAAUUUGUUCAGGAGAAAGGCGACGAGAGAUGUGUUGAGGUAUUCGUUGUACAGAGGAUUCGCCUCGGAAUCUGAGGUAAACGACGUCGUUGUAAUCGGAGGAGGCCCCGGUGGAUACGUUGCGGCGAUCAAGGCUGCUCAGCUGGGCCUCAAAACCACCUGUAUUGAGAAACGUGGCGCCCUUGGUGGUACUUGCCUCAACGUCGGCUGCAUCCCUUCCAAGGCACUUCUUCAUUCUUCUCACUUGUACCACGAAGCCAAAACUAAGUUUGCAAACCAUGGCGUAAAGUGUAGUGAUGUUCAAGUAGAUCUCCCUGCCAUGAUGGCCCAGAAGGACAAAGCCGUAUUCAACCUGACAAAAGGUGUCGAAGCCCUUUUCAAGAAGAACAAAGUUAACUAUGUCAAAGGCGCCGCCACCUUCCUGUCGCCUUCCCAGAUCUCUGUUGAAGAAGAAGAAGAACAAGGGGAGAAGAAGACUGUUGUUGGCAAAAACAUUAUAAUUGCAACCGGUUCUGAUGUCAAAGGGCUACCCGGGAUAACCAUCGAUGAGAAGCGGAUCGUGUCGUCCACAGGUGCUCUGGCUUUAACACAAAUACCCAACAAGCUUAUAGUUAUUGGAGCUGGUUAUAUAGGGUUGGAGAUGGGCUCUGUGUGGGCCCGCCUUGGUUCGGAAGUUACUGUUGUCGAGUUUGCUCCGGUAAUUGUCCCUACGAUGGAUGGUGAGAUCCGGAGGCAGUUUCAACGCUCUUUGGAGAAGCAGAAGAUGAAAUUCAUGCUUAAUACUAAAGUGAUGGGUGUUGACACUAGUAGCAGUGAUGUGGUCAAGUUGACCCUUGAGCCUUCAGCGGGUGGUGGUGAUCAGACGGUGCUGGAAGCGGAUGUGGUUCUUGUUUCUGCUGGGAGAACUCCGUAUACAGCUGGACUAGGGUUGGAGAACAUAGGAGUGGAAACUGACAAGAUAGGGCGAAUCCCUGUGGACAGAAAGUUUUCUACGAAUGUGAAAGGGGUUUACGCGAUUGGGGAUGUUAUUCCUGGGCCUAUGCUGGCUCACAGGGCAGAGGAUGAUGGUAUUGCAGUGGCUGAGUUCAUUGCUGGAAAGGAAGGGCACGUGGAUUAUGACAAGGUUCCAGGCGUUGUGUACACGCAUCCUGAGGUGGCGUCUGUGGGGAAGACGGAGGAGCAGGUGAAGGAGUCGGGGGUGGCUUACAGGGUAGGGAAGUUCCCCAUGAUGGGAAACAGCAGGGCCAAGUCCAUUGAUGAUGCGGAAGGGCUGGUGAAAGUGAUAGCUGAAAAAGAAACGGACAAGAUUCUUGGGGUUCAUAUCAUGGCAUCCAACGCUGGAGAGUUGAUCCACGAGGCUGCUUUGGCGAUAAGUUAUGAUGCAUCGAGUGAGGAUAUUGCGCGCACAUGCCAUGCUCAUCCUACAUUGAGUGAGGCUUUGAAGGAGGCUGCCAUGGCCACUUAUGAUAAACCCAUUAACAUCUGAUACCAACCAUUUUUUUUUCUUUUGCUUAAUUAAUCAUCAUGUAUUUAAGAUUGUUGUGUCUGUGUUUGUUUUUGUAUCCAAAAUAAAAUCAUAUUCUUGCUGGUUGCA